This is a messenger RNA of Colletotrichum orchidophilum, 384 nucleotides long. RefSeq lists its product as uncharacterized. The record is from RefSeq and is a predicted model, not a curated record. NCBI's taxonomy places the organism in Eukaryota, Fungi, Ascomycota, Sordariomycetes, Glomerellales, Glomerellaceae. The coding region runs from base 1 to 384 and encodes 127 amino acids. The transcript has a single exon.
AUGCACCUUGGGUAUGAGACGGGAGGAGUGGGCCCGACCGUCGCCGGACCGUCAGACUGCAGCUUGAAGCUCUCCUCUUCUAUGGCCCUUUCCCCAGACUUUUACCCCAGACUUUUGACUUCGGAGACCGCACUAAAGCCGAUCCGUCACGCAGUCCUCUCGAGUGGCUCAACCUUGGCCGCGCCAUGCCCGUUUCGGACAAUCAGCCAACCAGACCAGUCGGACCAUCUCUGGUGCUUCACACAGUGGCCAGGUGCGGUACCGGCAAGAGCAAGUGGAGGCAUUGGAAGGAAGGCCAAGGCAAGGCAAGAGCAUAUGAGAUGUACUUUCAGCACAUUCCAGUGUAUGAAGACCUCCUAUGAAGAAGGUAUCUUGGGUACUUAG